ACCGUGCCGCUGGCCGGUGGGAGCCGGGUCUCUCCUGGGCUCCCGGCAUGUCUGGGGCAGAGGCGCUGGGCCCCCAGGGACUCGAAGGCACUGGAGCAUGCACAGGGGACGUCCCCUCCCUUAAAGAUAUCGAGCAGCUCCUGAGCACCGGGCGGCCUUCUUGCAACCACGUUGAUGAAGUAUGGCCUAAUCUCUUCUUAGGAGACCUAGUAACAGCUCACAACAGAUUUGAUUUGUGGAAGAUGGGUGUGACCCAUGUUUUAAAUGCUGCCCACGGCACAGCAUACAGCCAUGGAGGCCAGGACUUCUAUGGAGCGACCAUUGAUUACUAUGGUGUACCAGCCCAUGACCUCCCAAGCUUUGAUAUAAGCCAGUUCUUCUUCUCUGCGGCACAGUUUAUCCACAAUGCCUUGAACACGCCAGGAGCUAAAAUUUUGGUACACUGUGCAGUUGGAGUAAGCAGGUCAGCUUCCCUAGUCCUAGCAUAUCUCAUGAUAAAUCACCACCUCUCAUUGGUUGAAGCCAUCAAAACAGUGAAGGAACAUCGAUGGAUUUCACCCAACCGUGGCUUUCUAAAACACCUGCGAAAUCUGGAUGUUCAGCUACGGCAGAAGAAGGACUGCUGAAAGGGCAAACCCAUUUACAUUCACCUAUCUGGGUUUCAGCCUUUGUAGCCAUUGUGCACAUGCAGCUUCCUGUGAUCAAUGCAUGUUGAAAAAAUGAAGAAAUUUGUGCAUCAAAGCAAAAAGUCAACAGAACUGUAAAUGGAUUAAUUCUGAUAGCUCAGUUCCUCCAAGACCAGCACAGCCAAUGUAAGCUCCGUGUGCUGCAGAGCUGCUGUGCCUAGUGUGGUGCUACCAGAUCACUCCACUGGAGUGGUUAAGAUGGACCGUGUUUGUUCCUGGUUUGUGCUAAUGCCAGAGGCAAGUUCAGUAACUGCAUCUAGCUGUACAGUAUCUUUGAGUCCCCUUUGCUUGGGAGUGUAACGUAACCAGCUUCCUCGGGUUGGUUACAGUUCUCAUGUGCAUGUUCUCAUAAGAAAAGCUUUUUGUGUUUCAGGCCUGGUGAUGUGGCAAGGGCGAUUUCUUAAGAGCCCAGACACUGCUACAGAAACACUCUUCUUUCGCUGAUCUGUUAAAUAUUGCAGCACUACAGAAAGCUGUGACAGCCUGAAGACCCACACCAGCAGAAUAAACUUCUGUGCGGCGCGCUCUGCAGUCUCUGGGUCAGCAAACCCACAAACCUUUUCUUGUGUAAAUAUGUUUUCAGCAAGAUAAUGUGUAUUAUGUAGUAUAUUGAGGACAUUAAAAAAAA
Chroicocephalus ridibundus (black-headed gull) is the source of this 1314-nucleotide messenger RNA. RefSeq names its product dual specificity phosphatase 13A (gene DUSP13A). Gene Ontology annotation, cellular component: cytoplasm. The coding region runs from base 48 to 626 and encodes 192 amino acids. The transcript has 3 exons. Gene Ontology annotation, molecular function: protein tyrosine/serine/threonine phosphatase activity; MAP kinase phosphatase activity. The record is from RefSeq and is a predicted model, not a curated record. Lineage: Eukaryota; Metazoa; Chordata; Aves; Charadriiformes; Laridae. Gene Ontology annotation, biological process: negative regulation of MAPK cascade; protein dephosphorylation.